Molecule: messenger RNA, 918 nt
Organism: Letharia columbiana
Lineage: Eukaryota; Fungi; Ascomycota; Lecanoromycetes; Lecanorales; Parmeliaceae
Exons: 3
Coding region: 1-918 (305 amino acids)
Source: RefSeq, a predicted model, not a curated record
AUGGACGACUCCGAUGACUUCGAGGUCGUGUUUGGGAACAAUUCCAACAUCGCAUAUGAGAAGCCAGUGGCCGAUGACAUCAAACAGAGACGUCGCUCUUUGGAGAAUGAGCUGUUCAUCGACCGGCUCUUGAAGGCCUUGGGAGUUCAGAAGGUCUCAAGAUCCUAUCCAGCAGAAUCCCACGAGGACCUCAGACUUCUUCAUGAACAGAUCAUCAGCAGCUCUUCUCCUGACCACCACAAGCACUCCGCGUUGUACUAUCUGCUUAAGGACCUUCACAAAUACAGCCAUCAGUCUCCCAGAGACUUUGCCAACUCGUCGUAUCUGCCGGGAAAAUACAGAACGUUCAUCGAUGGUAUAUGGUAUCUGGACCGAUUAGAAUUUGAGAAAGCUUUAGACUAUCUCACAGAGCCUGCGCUGGUCCCUACAUUUCCUGAAGAAAUACUAUACACUCUUUGUCGGCAUGCUCCCGAUGCUACUCUUCCCAUUGCCUACUACCAAACCGUCUCGCCUGCUAUCACAUCGGGGAAAGUUCUCGAGACCUACUGCCUGACCCUUUGUCGCGUCAGCAUCACUGAAUCAUUCUACUUCUCCCGGACGCAAGGCGAUCUGAACCACCGCGUUCUCUUCGAGAAGCUGAUAAACUUCGUCCAUGCAAGUUCGCACGGAGCAAUCAGAGCAACAAGAGGCGUCGAAUUGAUCGGCCUACCUCUAAGCGAGGAAGAAGAGUCUUGGUUCACGGAUUUCCUGGAGGAUGGGAAAGGGAGCAACUUGGCUGGUGCGAAUGAUACCUUGAUCAUGCGAGCAAUCGCAACCGGACGUUCAGAGUCCGUAUUACGAGAUCGGAGGAAGUGGAACGGCCAAAAGAUUGACGGAGUAGACUGGAACACACUAAGAGGCGGUAUGCGAAGUUCCUGA